UUUAGUGCGAACAAUAUAUUAAUCUGUGGGAACAAGAUAUAUUUUACAUUUUUAAAGGACACGGGCUCCGUACUUCCCAGUUAUUAUUUAAUUGAUGCUAUGGCGAUUUUAUGACUAAGUUGUUGGGAAUAUAUUCUAUUUUAGAGACGUUGUCCUCACAGUUUCUCAGUACGCUAGUUAUUACGUGGAAGGGGCAUUUGGAAAAAUACAGUUAUCAUCUGGAAUAACAAUAUUUAGUUUAUGUUUAUAUAUCUGUGUUCAAGCUUAACCUCGGUGCUUUUUUUUCUUUGAUUGAGUGCAGCUUUUUUGACAAUCUUGGUUAGUAAACUGAUUUGAUUAGAAUCCCAGUUUAUGUUUAGUGAUACUUAAAACAGAUGAAAUCAUUGUUUUUUAAAGCACCAGCUCUACUACUUGUCUGAAAAAAACAUUCUCCUCCCAAAACUGUGUUGUCGUUAUGAAGUAAGGUUAUUUGUUUGGAUUCCCAAAAAUAAUAACCUGCCAAAUUAACAUUUUGUUUUUACUUUUUGGGCUUUAUGUAUUGGAAUUUCUGUCCUAAGGCACUAAAACACUAAAAGCAGUGCUUCUGUUUUCCACCUUUAAAACAUUUAUGUUUAACCUGUUUGGUCAUGUCUGAUUCUCUGAUGCUUCAGUUGCAUAAAAUGAAAACUUUUCUUUCUUACUGUUUUGCACUCGUUUAUUUUUACAAAUGUGAAUGUGUAAAACUGAGCCUCUUGCUGCACUGAACCAUAGUUAGAGCAUUCAAAUUUGAAUUGAGUUUGAAUUGUCUUCAUCUUUGAUGUUUUAUUUUUGUAUCAUGUAUUGAUUUGUCAUUGUGUAGAGCACGUUGGGCCUCCUUUUAUGGUGGUGAAAGUUGCUCUAUAAAUGAAAUGAAAACCAAAAGCCCUGAUAAAGGACAUGUUAUGAAAUUCUUUGCAGAUAACCUUCUGGGGAUUUCUUGGGUAGACAGUAGCUGGGUACCGAUCCUCAACCCUGGGAAUGUUUUGGACUAUUUUUCUGAGAGAAGUAACCCGUUUUAUGAGCGAAGCUGCAACAAUGAGGUGGUGAAGAUGCAGCGGCUCUCACUGGAGCAUCUCAAUCAGAUGGUUGGAGUCGAGUACAUUCUUCUUCACGCUCAGGAGCCGAUUCUUUAUAUCAUCCGCAAACAACAAAGACAGUCACCGACACAAGUGGUGCCAUUGGCAGAUUUCUACAUCAUAGCUGGAGUCGUUUAUCAGGCCCCUGAUCUGGGAACAGUUAUCAGCUCCCGAACGCUGUCUGCCGUCCAUGGAAUCCAGUCUGCGUUCGACGAGGCCAUGUCUUACUGCCGUUAUCAUCCAUCCAAGGGAUACUGGUGGCAAUUUAAAGACCAAGAAGAGAAAGAAAAAGCCAAACCGAAGUCUAAGAAAAAAGAGGAGCUGAGUUCUUUGUUUCAAAGGCACCGCGUGGACACGCUUCUUAUGGACCUCAGGUCAAAAUUUCCUCCAACCUUCUACCAGCCGAAGCCUGGAGACAAACCCAUUCCAGUUGAGGUGAAGAAGGAGCCAGAAGCUCCCGCAGAAACUGUGAAACAGGAGGAGAGGGAGUCGGCUGCCAAGACAUCAGCCCCCACUCCUUCAAGUAAACCCCCUCCCGAGAAGAGAGCGAGACUUCAGUGACAGCCGUCCUCCUCGCCUGUUGGGACCCCGCCCCCCAAUUCUCUAGCUUUUUCUGAUUCUGGGCUGCAUCAAACUGAACUCUGGGUGCUGUGGGCUUUAAGGAGGGUUCCGGUUGCUGUCGUGGUCUUUAGUGGGGGGGUCACCUGCAGUCAGAAAGCUUUUCAUUGUGGAUGUGCUCGGUGUUUUUCACGGAGUGCAAAGAACAGCUUUUUGCCCCGCAAGCCUCCUGGAUGGAAGAGUCAUGAAGCAUGAUGUCAUUUAAACAUGUAAAAUGCUCAACUAAAAUAUUUUUUAAGAAGGAUUUGGUUCCAGUUGUGAGUCUUGUGUUUCUUAAGGUCAAUUCUUAUACACAUUUAAAAAUAAGCUUUAUUUUUGUGCAUUGUGGUUUUGCUUAUCAUUUACUAUUCUCAAAUAUUCAAGUUGGUCAAUUAUCUUCAAAUAAAAGCAAAAAGAAUGAA
Molecule: messenger RNA, 2113 nt
Organism: Oryzias latipes (Japanese medaka)
Lineage: Eukaryota; Metazoa; Chordata; Actinopteri; Beloniformes; Adrianichthyidae
Source: RefSeq, a predicted model, not a curated record